Pomacea canaliculata is the source of this 713-nucleotide messenger RNA. RefSeq lists its product as uncharacterized. Bases 89 to 595 code for a protein of 168 amino acids. The transcript has 6 exons. Gene Ontology annotation, molecular function: calcium ion binding. The record is from RefSeq and is a predicted model, not a curated record. NCBI's taxonomy places the organism in Eukaryota, Metazoa, Mollusca, Gastropoda, Architaenioglossa, Ampullariidae.
UUCUUAUCAAAGGCCUAUAAAUUAAGACCCUCGACAGCCCUCCACACAGGGCAUUUGUGACACGAUAGUAACACCCUUCCUACCCAAGAUGAACGCCUUCCUUAUUUUGGCCUGCUUUCUGGGAGCUGCAUCUGCGCAGCUGCACACCCAGUGCCACUCCAACGUUCAGCAGCUGAGAGAAGUGGAAGUCAUUGCUCUUGUUGCAGACAUUAUCGAUCGUAAUGAGGACAACUUCAUCACUGUGCCAGAGUUCGUGGUGGGCUUUGCCGACAUCCUUCAGUACAGCCUGCCAUUUUCCGAGGCCACCAUCUUGGGCAUGACCAAGGACGCCCUGAUCACCCUGGCCGCCAUCGCUGGCGUGUCCAUCAACAGAGACGACUUCGUCAACAAGUGGCACGCGCGUUUUGGAGACAGUCCGGAUUUCGCUCGCGCCACCUUCAACGCCUACGACACCAACAAGGACGGCAAGCUGACUGUGUACGAGAUCGAGGCCAUCUACAACCAGGUGUUGAAUCGCGAAGAUAACGGGGACGGCAGAGUGUCUGCUUCUGAGUUCCGUGCCUACCUUCUGUGGGUGUACGGCCCCGCCUGUUGAAUACAAAGGGAGACCCAAAGCAGUAUAUGAACAGUUUGUUGCCAUCGGUAGUAAAGUCUCUGUAAAAGGAAACACUAAGUGUUGUGAGCCUUGGGCAUUAAACAUCUGGAGAACUUUU